AUGUUUGGCUUCCACAGUGAAUGCAUUGAUGUUUGGCUUCGUAACAACGCCAAUUGUCCAAUCUGCAGAAACUGCAUUUCCUCGUCGGCGAUUUUUUCGAACCCCGGCGGUUCUACUGGCGAUUUCACGGCGGCCGGGAGUAAUGAAGACGACGGCGUUGUUAUUGAACUUGAUGAGGAUCUGUCGAUCAUCCCGUCUCCGACACUGAAAUUUGCGAGAAAAAAUCGGAGAAAAUUCAGGCGAGUUACCAGCGUUGGGGAUGAGUGCAUUGACAUUAGGCAAAAGGAUGAGCAGUUUGCGGUUCAACCGAUCAGGAAAUCUUUCUCGAUGGACUCGGCGGCGGACCGGCGGGUUUAUUUGGUGGUUCAGAAGGAAGUUCAGCAGCAGAAACGCCGGCAGGAUGAGAUCAUAAGUUCCGGCGAGAGUAGCAGUAGCAGAAUUAACAAGAAGUCGUUUUUCUCUUUCGGGUAUGGACGAGGAUCAAAAAAUUCAGUUCAAACUGCAGGUUCAUUUGGAACCUUAGCUUGACGUCAUAAUAUAAUUCUUGUUCUUCUUUUGACUUUUUAGUGAUUAUCAUUUAUGUUUUGUACUCUGAUCUGACGUUUGCGUUUUCUGAAUUGAAACUCAAAUAAUAUUAGUCCCAAAAUGGAAAGGGAUAGAACCGGU
Molecule: messenger RNA, 666 nt
Organism: Ipomoea nil (Japanese morning glory)
Lineage: Eukaryota; Viridiplantae; Streptophyta; Magnoliopsida; Solanales; Convolvulaceae
Product: RING-H2 finger protein ATL1-like
Exons: 1
Coding region: 1-528 (175 amino acids)
Biological process (GO): protein ubiquitination
Molecular function (GO): transferase activity
Source: RefSeq, a predicted model, not a curated record